Molecule: messenger RNA, 2448 nt
Organism: Nannospalax galili (Upper Galilee mountains blind mole rat)
Lineage: Eukaryota; Metazoa; Chordata; Mammalia; Rodentia; Spalacidae
Gene: Prox2
Product: prospero homeobox 2
Exons: 4
Coding region: 1-1794 (597 amino acids)
Biological process (GO): regulation of transcription by RNA polymerase II
Cellular component (GO): nucleus
Molecular function (GO): RNA polymerase II cis-regulatory region sequence-specific DNA binding; DNA-binding transcription factor activity, RNA polymerase II-specific
Source: RefSeq, a predicted model, not a curated record
AUGGAUCUACCCACUGCCUCUGUCUUGCUUUCUCCUCAGCCCCAGGCCUGCUCCCAUCUGGCAGAACCCUGCAUGGAAAGGGAGAGAAGCUCAUUCACGCAAGAGCUGGGCAGGGACUCCACCUUCCCCAGGGGCCAACUCCCCAGUUCCAGUCUCACAGAUGCCGACUGGUUUUGGGAUGAGCACAUCCAGGCCAAGAGAGCCAGAGUGGAGACCAUUGUCCGAGGCAUGUGUCUCUCUCCUAGUCCUCUGGCACCAGGCAGUACACGAGCCAGGGAUAGCUCAUGCUGCCCAGAAAAGGCCCGGGAACGUAAAAGGAAGCAGAGCCUUCCCGUGCAGCAAGGUUCCCUAAAAGCAGACCCGGCCUGGGAUCAAGGGCCCAGGAAGGGGGGGCCCCCGGUGAAAGAACAGCUUCAUUUGCUGAAGCAACAGUUAAGACACCUGCAAGCACAUAUCCUACAAGCCCCUGAGCCCAGCACCCCAAUUCAGGGCCCAGGAGGGUCUGAGCAAAGGAAAGGUCCUCUGAGGGCAAAGCAGAGGAACAGCUUGCGAUCUAGCCUCUGUACUAUGGACAAUGACCCCCAGCAGGGUCCCAACAAGGACCUCUGUGAGGCCAUGAAGACCAGAAUGGCUGAGGUUAAACACCAAUCUGAGGAGCCCAUGUUUUGUCCUUCAGGAGCACAGGUUUUGUUGGAGAUUCUGAGGAAAGAACUGAGCCGGGCUGUGUCCCAGGCUGUGGACUCGGUAUUACAACAGGUGCUAUUGGACCCCCUAGGCCACCUGACCCAGCAGGACAGAAGCUUCCAGGGACUAGCUCCAGGGGGCAGAAGCCAGCCUUCGCCUUCAGGUAGAGGUGCCUAUAAGGACACACUUGAUCUUGCCACCCUGCCCAGGACGGUCCAGCCACAAGCUGGGUUUCCUUUGGGAAAUUUAUCACUGACUAGGCCUCUAGAUUCUCCUAUGUGUCCUAUCUCUCCAAGAGAGGUCUCCAAACUGUAUCAGAGUCCCCUAUCAAACUACCCCUUGACAACUGUGCCUUCUCACAUCCAGGAAAAUAAAAUUCUUAGGCAGCUCCUGGGUCAUGGGCCUAAAGGCCAUUGGAGUGUCAGUCCUCCCCAGGACUCAUCUUCCCAGAGUCACAGCUCCCCAAAAUCUACCCAGCAACAUUGGGUUUUGAGCCAGCAACAGCUCCCCCUGCCUUUCACCCCUGCCCAUGAGGAGAACAGGCCUCUCCUACCCUCUGUGAAGAUGGAGCAGGACUCACUGCAGGCUGUGGCUGACUCACUUCCUUUCUCUUCCAUCCACAUCCAGGAAGGCCUAAACCCUGGUCACUUGAAGAAAGCCAAAUUAAUGUUUUUCUUCACACGGUAUCCUAGCUCCAACCUCCUGAAAGCUUAUUUCCCAGAUGUUCAGUUUAAUCGCUGCAUCACCUCCCAGAUGAUCAAGUGGUUCAGCAACUUUCGUGAAUUUUAUUACAUCCAAAUGGAGAAAUAUGCCCGGCAAGCAAUUUCAGAAGGUGUCACAAAUCCCAAAAUGCUGGUGGUUCUCCGUGAUUCAGAACUUUUUCGAGUUCUCAAUAUGCACUAUAACAAGGGAAAUGAAUUCAAGGUCCCAGACUGCUUCUUGGAAAUUGCCAGCUUGACAUUACAGGAGUUCUUCAGGGCUAUGUCCGUAGGGAAAGACUCAGAUCCUUCCUGGAAGAAACCCAUUUACAAAAUUAUUUCAAAACUGGACAAUGACAUCCCAGAGAUAUUCAAAUCUUCCAACUAUUCCCUGGAGCUGUUUCGGAGUUAAGAUCAAGCAAAAUGAAGCCAAGUGUGAUGGCACAGGCCUGUAAUCCCAAAACUUGGGAGGUGGAGGCAGGAAGAUCAAGAGUGCAAGGCCAACCUUGGCUACAAAAAACAAAAGAUCAAACAAAAUGAGUGACUGCUCCAGGAUGGCCCAAAGUGUGUCUUAAAUAGCAGUUUAGCUGUAGUCACAUCAAAGGGCACAAGGACCUGCUCCCAUAGGUACUAAUGCCAUUCUGAAUACUUGUUUCCUUGUCCAGAUCAUCAGAGACUAACAUUAACCAUAGCAUAACAACUACAUGCAUCAGUGUGUUGGCAGUAUAUUGGGAAAGAAAAACACAUCUGGAAUUAGAGGACUUGAAAAUUAACUCCACCAGUACUAGGUGCUGUGACUGUGGAGACUUCCUGAUAUCUCUGCAUCUUUAAAAUGAGGUUCUAAGAAUUAAAAGAUAAUAUUUCAUAAAGUACUCUGUAACAUGUGACACAAAUGUUAGGCUCCCAAUUCCCCUAGCUAUCAGAUAGGGUUAUCUUACCUGGAGUUUUCACAAUAAGCUGUUUUGACUUAUUUAUCAAGUUCCAUCUAUUUGCUAAAAAAUUUCACAUACAUUACCUUUAAGCUUUCACCCUGGUAGUCAACUGUUAUCCUCACUUAAAAAUAACC